GCCGGCAACCAGCAGGGGGGAAGUUUUGCUUCCACUUUCACUUUGAGCUUAAAGUGAAUCGCGGAAAGAGAGACGAAGGAGCGGACAGACGCGGACACACCAAGUCGCCAUGCCUUUCAAGUACCCAGAAGCCCGUAGGGAUGAGAGCAAGGUUGACGAGUACCAUGGGGUGAAGAUCCCAGACCCCUACGCUUGGCUGGAGGACCCUGGCAGUGAGGAGACUAAGGCAUUUGUGGAGGCCCAGAACAAGCUGACCAUGCCCUUCCUGGAGCAAUGCGCCAUCAAAGACAAGUUCCACCAGCGGCUCACUGAGCUCUUCAACUACCCCAAGUACAGCUGUCCCUACAAAAGGGGCAACAGAUACUUCUACUUCCACAACCAAGGCUUACAGAAUCAGGAUGUCCUCUACAUGCAGGACUCCCUGGAUGCCCCAGCCUCCGUCUUCUUCGAUCCAAACAAGCUUUCUGAGGACGGCACAGUGGCCCUGCAGAUGGCGCGCCUGUCCGAGGAGUGCGAGUACUUUGCCUACGGGCUCAGCUCCGGCGGCUCCGACUGGGUGACCAUACAUUUUCUACGGGUCGACGACUUGAGCCAACUGCCCGACAAGCUGGAGAGGGUCAAGUUCAGCUGCCUGGCCUGGACGCAUGAUGCCCGAGGCAUCUUCUACAACUGCUACCCUCAGCAGGAAGGCAAGGCCGAUGGCACCGAGACUACCGGCAACUUCAACCAGAAACUGUACUAUCAUGCGAUCGGCACCAGCCAGUCGGAGGACACCUUGGUGGCUGAAUUUCCAGACCAUCCCAAGUGGCACAGCAGUGUCACGGUGUCCGACGAUGGCCGGUACGCCGUGCUGUCCAUCACGGAGGGCUGUGAGCCCGUCAACCAGCUGUGGUACUGUGACCUGCAGCAGCUGCCCAAUAGCAUCACAGGUCUGCUCCCUUGGGUGAAGCUAGUGGAGAACUUUAAGGCGCAGUACUCCUACAUCACCAACGAGGGCACCGUCUUCACCUUCCGCACAAACCUGCAGGCGCCGCGCUACCGCGUGAUCAACAUUGACCUGCAGAAGCCCGACCCGACUAACUGGAGCACUCUCAUUCCACAGCACGAGAAGGAUGUCCUGGGAUUCGUGGCCUGUGUCAACCAGCACUACCUGCUGGUGAACUACGUGCACGACGUGAAGGACAUCCUGCAGUUGUACGAGCUGUCCACUGGGCGGCUGCUCCGAGACCUGCCGCUGGACGUCGGGACUGUGGUGGGCCUCAGCUGCAAGAAGCAACACGUCGACUUCUUCUACAAGUUCACCUCGUUCACCACCCCGGGGAUCAUCUACCACUGCGACCUGAGCCAGCCGUCUCCGGCGCCCACCAUAUUCAGACAGGUGGAGGUGAGGGGCAUAGACCCGACAGACUACGAGACUGUACAGGUGUUUUACCCCAGUAAGGAUGGCACCAAGAUUCCCAUGUUCCUCACGCACAACCGCGGCAUCCAGAAGGACGGCUCGCACCCGGUCUUCCUGUACGGAUAUGGCGGAUUCGAGAACGCCAUCCAACCCUUCUACAAGGUGGCCAACCUGCUGUUUGUGCGACACCUGGGGGGCAUCCUGGCCGUGGCCAACAUCCGCGGAGGAGGGGAGUACGGACAGACCUGGCACAAAGCCGGUUGUCUUGGCAACAAGCAGAACUGCUUUGACGACUUCCAGUGCGCGGCAGAGUUCCUGAUCCGGGAGGGAUACACCACCGCGAGCCGCAUCGCCAUCAACGGGGCGUCCAACGGCGGACUGCUCGUGGCAGCCUGCGUGAAUCAGAGGCCCGAGCUGUUUGGCUGCGCUGUGGCUAAGGUGGGGGUCAUGGACAUGCUCAAGUUCCACAAGUUCACCAUCGGACACGCCUGGACCACAGACUACGGCUGUGCCGAUGAUCCCGAGCAAUUCCAGUGGCUCAUCAAGUACUCCCCCCUGCACAACUUGCCUCCCUCCCGCAGGGACGGCCCCUCCUACCCCGCCGUACUGCUGCUCACGGCCGACCACGACGACCGGGUGGUGCCGCUGCACACGCUCAAGUACUGCGCCGCCCUGCAGCACGGAGUGGGCAACAGCCCCGGACAGAAGCAGCCCCUGCUGGUGCGUGUGGACACCCGCAGCGGACACGGUGCUGGCAAACCCACCGCCAAGGCCAUCCUGGAGGAAACGCACGUCUUCUCCUUCAUUGGCGAGACGCUGGGCCUCCAGUGGCGGGACUGAGGAGAGUCCUGCAAUUGCACACGUUCGCAAGGCAUUGUGGGUACUGCCAUUAAAAUCUCGACCCUGA
Scleropages formosus (Asian bonytongue) is the source of this 2306-nucleotide messenger RNA. Its product is annotated as prolyl endopeptidase. The coding region runs from base 110 to 2239 and encodes 709 amino acids. NCBI's taxonomy places the organism in Eukaryota, Metazoa, Chordata, Actinopteri, Osteoglossiformes, Osteoglossidae. Gene Ontology annotation, molecular function: oligopeptidase activity; serine-type endopeptidase activity. The record is from RefSeq and is a predicted model, not a curated record. Gene Ontology annotation, biological process: proteolysis. The transcript has 15 exons. Gene Ontology annotation, cellular component: cytosol.